AUUUUAUGUUGAUUGAAAAUUUAGCAAAUGAACUACAAUGCUCAAUUUGGUAUGCUAUGAUAAAUAUUAAUUAAGCUUAAGUUUAUUUAGUAUUCCAUUUGUAAUUCCUUGUGGACAUAGUUUUUGCCGCGAUUGCAUUCAAAAUUAUGGAAAAACAACAAAAUCUUCUAAAUGCCCGCUUUGUAAAUAGCCUUUCAAUCUUAACAAAAUAAAUCUCAAUAUAUCAUUAUAGGCGGUCUUGAAUAUAAUGGAUCAAGAUACUACUAAAGUGAAAGGAGAUGUAAGUAGAAAAAAAUCAAAAUCUACAAAUUUUUUUAUAUGCACUUCAAAUUUAUCUGAUGAAUAUAAGGUAAUGAAAUUUGUAAAUUAAGGAAUGCUUUGAAAGGUUUUAAAAAUAAUUCAAAAUAAAAUCGAAUUCAAACUUGAAUUCUAAGAUUACACACCUUAUUUCAGGUCCUGAAAAUCCAAACUAACCUUAUAUAGCAAGAAGAACCUUAAAAUAUUUAGAAGCAUUGGCUCGAGGGAUUUGGAUAGUUAAUGUGGAAUGGGUGAUAGAAAGUCUAAAAUGUGAUACAAUAUUAAGCGAAGAAGAUUUUGAAAUCAAAGGAGAUGAAUUUCCAACUCUGACUCCUAAAAUAUCAAGAACUAGAGGAGGAAUGUAUGAUUUCUUAAGAAAUUAUGAAUUCAACAUUGAGAUAGGAAAUAUUAAUAAAACAAUAAUUAAUUAAGAAUAUAUAGAAACAUUAAUAUCACUUUGUGGUGGGAACAUAGUAAAUUAAAAGGAGAAGACUUAAAAUACUAUUAUAAUAAAAAUAGUUUAAGAUCCUCAAAUAAAUUAUACUCGUAUUGAAUGUAUACCGAUGAUAGUCAAUUAAAAAUGGCUAUUUGAUAGUAUUAGUAAGUAUAACAUGCAAAAUUAUUUUGGUUAUUUAAUAAGCAAUUGA
Molecule: messenger RNA, 944 nt
Organism: Paramecium sonneborni
Lineage: Eukaryota; Ciliophora; Oligohymenophorea; Peniculida; Parameciidae
Source: the annotation of a GenBank genome assembly